AUGCAGUUCCAUGAUGUGAUCUAUAAAAUUAAGAUUAGAAAGUGGGGAUCUCUGAAGAACACUACGGUAGAAGAUAAAGUAAUACUGAAUGGAGUGACAGGCAUGGUUCAACCUGGUGAAAUUCUUGCCAUGUUAGGUCCUUCUGGGAGUGGCAAAACAACUUUGCUAGCAGCAUUGGGAGGCAAGCUUGGAGGCAAACUCAAUGGAAGCAUAACAUACAAUGGCAAAGCCUUCUCAAAUGCAAUGAAGAGAAACACAGGUUUUGUGAUACAAGAUGAUAUUUUCUAUCCCCACUUGACUGUGACUGAAACUCUAGUGUUCACGGCCCUUCUCAGAUUGCCAAAAUGUUUCUCCAUAAAGGAGAAAAUUGUUCAUGCAAAAGCUGUGAUGGCUCAACUUGGUUUAACCAAGUGCAAGGACAGCAUCAUUGGAGGCCCAUUGUUGAGAGGGGUUUCUGGGGGGGAAAGAAAAAGGGUUAGCAUUGGACAAGAAUUGCUCAUAAACCCAAGCUUGUUGUUCCUGGAUGAGCCAACCUCUGGCCUAGACUCAACAACAGCUCAAAGAAUUGUCUCAACUUUGUGGGAGCUAGCAAAUGGAGGCAGAACUGUUGUGAUGACCAUACAUCAACCUUCAAGUAGGAUUUACUACAUGUUUCACAGAGUGUUACUGCUUUCAGAAGGGAACCUGCUAUAUUAUGGAAAAGGAUCUGAAGCUAUAGAAUAUUUUACUAAUAUUGGAUGUGCCCCUACCAUGGCCAUGAACCCCUCAGAUUUUCUUUUGGAUCUUGCUAAUGGUGUCUACACUGAUCAAUCGAAUGAGGACCGUGCCUUGAAUAAAAAUAAAUUGAUUUCUGCAUAUAGGAACUACUAUGAUGCCAAAUGGAAGCCAGAAAUUCAACAAAUUCCUGACUAUGAUAAAAGUCAGGGUAGAAUUGAAGACAUUGGCUUUGGGGAAUGGCCUACCAGUUGGUCACAGCAAUUUCUUGUACUGCUAAAAAGAGAUGUCAAAGAGAGAAAAUAUGCAUCAUUCUCUGGCCUCAGGGUUUGUCAGGUCCUUGUGGUUGCUCUUAUUACAGGAUUAGUAUGGUAUAAGUCUGAUAUUUCACACUUGCAGGAUCAGAUUGGGAUUCUAUUCUUCCUUACAAGCUUCUGGGGUAGCAUGCCUCUCUACCAAGCAAUAUUCACUUUCCCCCAAGAGCUAAUGAUGCUGGAGAAGGAACGAUCCUCUGGAAUGUACAAACUAUCUUCAUACUUCAUGUCAAGGAUGGUUGGUGACCUUCCGAUGGAGCUUGUGCUUCCCACCAUAUUCGUCACCAUAGUCUAUUGGAUGACAGGGUUGAAAAGCAAUGUGGUACACUUCUUGUACACCCUUCUCACUAUCUUACUCGAUGUGUUAGUUUCACAAGGGCUAGGCCUUGCCAUUGGAGCUAUUGUAAUGGACCAGAAAUCCGCAACCACAGUGGCCGCAGUCAUUGUGCUAACUUCUGUUCUAGUUAGUGGAUACUAUAUUCAACAUGUGCCAAAAUUUGUAGCAUGGUUCAAGUAUUUCUCCAUCAACUACUAUAUAUACCAUCUCUUGAUGGGGUCUCACUAUGAGUCAAGUGACACAUACCCUUGUUCUGAUGGACAGUGUUUGGUUGCAGAAUAUCCUUUGAUUGAGCAAAUGGGGCUACAUUUGAAAGGGAAAGUCAUGUCUGCAUUGGCUCUAUUCAUAAUGCUGAUAGGCUACAGACUUGUGGCUUAUUUUGCUCUGAUGAGAAUUGGGAUGACAAAGAAAUUGGGGUAG
Sphenostylis stenocarpa is the source of this 1785-nucleotide messenger RNA. Lineage: Eukaryota; Viridiplantae; Streptophyta; Magnoliopsida; Fabales; Fabaceae. The record is from the annotation of a GenBank genome assembly.